Messenger RNA from Helobdella robusta, 921 nucleotides. RefSeq lists its product as hypothetical. The record is from RefSeq and is a predicted model, not a curated record. The transcript is spliced from 4 exons. Gene Ontology annotation, cellular component: nucleus. Gene Ontology annotation, biological process: neuron differentiation; regulation of transcription by RNA polymerase II. The coding region runs from base 1 to 921 and encodes 306 amino acids. Lineage: Eukaryota; Metazoa; Annelida; Clitellata; Rhynchobdellida; Glossiphoniidae. Gene Ontology annotation, molecular function: RNA polymerase II transcription regulatory region sequence-specific DNA binding; DNA-binding transcription factor activity, RNA polymerase II-specific.
AUGAUUGUAUCGACAACUUGUUCCUCUUGCAACAAGCCCAUACUAGACAGGUAUGUAUGCUUCAUUUUAGACAGACCCUGGCAUUCCGAGUGCCUCUCUUGUUGCGUCUGUCGAGUUCACCUCACCCAGUCUUGCUACCAAAAUAAUGGAAAACUCUACUGCAAAUUCGACUUUUACAGGCUGACCUCGACGAAGUGCGUCACUUGUCACCAGGUCAUCGGUCCCACGGACCUGGUUAGAAAAAUCGACCACUGGUUAUACCACGUGACGUGUUUUGCCUGCAACAGCUGCAGACGACCAAUCCAGACGCGAGAUGACUUCAGCGUUUCUGAGCGCGGGAGACUCAUGUGUAGGGAAGAUUACGUGAGGAACUUUUUAGUCGAAGAUAGUGGAGUUAGCUAUUCAGACAGCGCCACCAAACAGCCACAAGAACCACACGACAACGACAACGCCGACGACUACGACUGUGACGACGACGAUGAAAACGAAAGUGACGUAGCGAAUGGAAAAGGGGAAAACCCAUGUUCUGGUCAGGGCAUCUUGGGGGCAAAACGUCGCGGCCCUCGUACGACAAUAAAAGCGAAACAGCUGGAAACUUUGAAAACCGCGUUCGCUUCAACUCCAAAGCCCACGCGUCACAUCAGGGAACAACUGGCCCAAGAUACUGGACUGAAUAUGAGGGUCAUUCAGGUCUGGUUCCAAAACAGACGCUCCAAAGAACGUCGCUUGAAGCAGCUGAGCGCCCUGGGAGCCAGACGACAAUACUACAGAAACCCGCGAAAAAUGAGGAUGAUGCGAGUGGCCGGCGAUGGCGAUGACGUCACCGGAAGGCAGCCCAGUCACGUGACUGAGGUUUUCCAUCCGGGAUAUUUUACGGGAGCCGGUAUGUUUUGUUAUUUAAUUGAUCGUCGUUCCGUGUAG